UCCACUCGUUGCGCUCCAGGUAAAUUUGACACAUAAUCGAUCCCCGAAUUUAUCAUUCAAUUUUCACACCUGGGAGUUUUGUUGCGGUAGAGGUAUUAAUGCUCAGGUAUUUAAGGUGACUCGUCGCAAGAUCAAAAGGAAAAUCAACGGCGUACCAUGAGCUUGUUCAAGAUCCCCUUCAUCGUAGGUUUGGCUAUUGGCGUCUAUGUUUCUUUCACUUCUUCUGCUCCGCCACCGUCACCUGGCGAGUUCGUGGAACCCCCCGCGUUCGAAACUUUCAUGACAUGGCCUCUGAGACGUCUGGGACGUCUGGGCAUAGAUACGAAGAAGGUCUUCGUGUGGGCAGCAUCGUUCGCUGAAGUGGCCAGUAUCUUGGCCACGCAUAUAAAUUCAUCGCAACUUCCAGAGGGCACCUAUGGCGCCAGAGCCUUGCAGCUUCUAUGCUCUCUUCACCCUACGCCAAUCACCCCCGCUUUCAUUGCUGGUAGCCUUGCCUUCAUAAUCGGGGGCGUGAUAAGGCGUCAUUGCGUGGUGACACUAGGGAAGCACUGGAGCUGGCCAAUCAGCGUCAGAAAAGAUCACACACUUGUGACAAAUGGACCGUACUCGUUCGUCCGCCACCCAAGCUACACGGGUUUCAUUCUCCAAUAUAUAGGGCUCGUCGUCAUGUAUGGACACCGGGAAUCGUGGUUGAGGCAGUCUGGGUUUUUACAAGUGCCUUUCGUAAAAGUUAUAACAGCAACGGGUUUCUACGCGUUUACUCUAGGUACUUUCAUUUGUAUCAUUCGACCUGCAGUGGAGGACAAGAUGCUCCGGAGUGCGCUGGGCAAAGAAUGGGAGGAUUGGGCGAAGAGGGUGAAGUACCGAUUGCUUCCUGGGGUUUAUUGAUCAUACAUAUAUGUUGAGUGCUGUGUAUAUUUGGCAAGUCGUUGGGCCCGACACGCCAUGACGUAGCGCUAUAUUUCUCGGUUCACUUGAUGUUUGUGGUGUCUGCGGAUUGGUAAGUGGCCUAUUGUACAUCAUCCUAUAUCAAAAUAUAGCCUACGAUAAUAGUUGAAUACAUGCUGAACGUUGACCAUGUAAUUCGGAGAAUGAUACGAACUGC
Messenger RNA from Suillus clintonianus, 1105 nucleotides. RefSeq lists its product as uncharacterized. The coding region runs from base 157 to 888 and encodes 243 amino acids. Gene Ontology annotation, cellular component: membrane. The record is from RefSeq and is a predicted model, not a curated record. Gene Ontology annotation, molecular function: protein C-terminal S-isoprenylcysteine carboxyl O-methyltransferase activity. Lineage: Eukaryota; Fungi; Basidiomycota; Agaricomycetes; Boletales; Suillaceae. The transcript has 2 exons. Gene Ontology annotation, biological process: C-terminal protein methylation.